Molecule: messenger RNA, 762 nt
Organism: Cuscuta epithymum
Lineage: Eukaryota; Viridiplantae; Streptophyta; Magnoliopsida; Solanales; Convolvulaceae
Source: the annotation of a GenBank genome assembly
CGGAAACCCAAGGAAGGAACCACCGUCGUGCACUGUUCACCACCGUCAAACGAACCGCCCUCGUGAAGGUUUUAAGGUCCAUUGUUCAAGCUUAACACAUAUGGCUGAAAGGUCAUUCGAAGUACAAAUUCCAUUUCGCAAGCACUUUCCAGCCCAGUUAUCUAUGUGCUCAUAUUUCAGAGAGGCUGUAAGCUUGGUCAAAGCUGCGCUGACAAAGGACCAAUUAGAAGAAUUUAAGAAAUUGCCAUGGGGCCACCUAUUAUCCGUGCCAGACAUGCAAUUUUCUGGCCAAAUCAUCCAUUCUCUACUGCUGAGGCUAGUCAAGGACCAACCUAAAGAUGAGCUGUGGUUCUUGAUUCAAGGGAGGCUGUUGAAGUUUACGUAUGCUGAUUUCUGUCGCAUAUCCGGUCUCAAAUCAUCAGCGGAAAAUCCUGUCUUUAAUGAUGAUGAAGAAGUGCAUGGGACGCUAAUUGAUUUGUACUUUCGUGGAUCCACGAACAUCACGUACAAAAUGUUGAAGGACAAGUUGAAGUCAUUUAGGCGUACAAAAAAAGGAGAUCCUGUGAAGUUAGUGUCUGUUUGUUACAUUAUGACGGCCUUAAUUGCUCGGGAUAACAAAACCAAGAUAAAUUUGGACUAUUUCAAGUGGGCUGAUGAGUUCGAGAAGUUUAAGAUGUAUCCAUGGGGUUUGGAGUCCUAUAACACCAUGAUUGACAACUUCAAAAGUAUCAUGAAAGAGCAGCCCACCAGGUUCAGGCAAAG